This is a messenger RNA of Cladophialophora psammophila CBS 110553, 324 nucleotides long. RefSeq lists its product as uncharacterized. Bases 1 to 324 code for a protein of 107 amino acids. The record is from RefSeq and is a predicted model, not a curated record. NCBI's taxonomy places the organism in Eukaryota, Fungi, Ascomycota, Eurotiomycetes, Chaetothyriales, Herpotrichiellaceae. The transcript is spliced from 2 exons.
AUGACGUCCAUCGAGUUUCCUCCCAUUCCUGAAGGCCAAUUCGAGCUGUAUGCCGAUCUUUACGCCAAAGAAGGACGGGCGGAUGACCUUGAGACGUAUCUCCGGAAACUGGUCCGCCUGACGGAGUCCGAGCCAGGAGUUUUGGAAUACGCCAUAGCCCGCGACAAGGAAAAUCCCAACCACUUUCACGUCUUCGAACGCUAUACGGGGAGAGCGGCGUUCGAGCAGCACAUAGCGGCACAGGAGUUUGUGGAUUUUGCCAAUUCUGGCGCCCUUGCACAACCCCCGAAACCAAAAUUCCUCCAUGCAUUAAAGCCGCUAUGA